AUGAGUCCCAUCCUAUUGCUCCAAUACUUUCUCUGUUCAACACUGGUUGCAUGUUACUUAUUCUCAGUGCAAUCGGUAGAGGCUCAAUUAUUCAAUAACGUGACCUUCAAAUUGGGAGAGGUUAAAACAGUCCGAACGACUUGGCCCUCCACUAUGGAAGAUGUUCUUGAUGGAGCUAUAUGGAUUGAAUAUGCCAUCUUUAUCGGAAUUAUUGCCAUUAUACCGAUCAUUAUUGGUGUUUUGGGCUACUUUUCUCUCAGUCUCUUUUGCUGUUUCCGAUGUUGUGGUUUGUGUGGUGGUAAUAAGCCUAAGGAAAUUUACACCACCAAAGAUUUGGUAAUCCCAACCAUCCUGGUCUUACUCGUGUAUGGAGGCUUCUUGACAUUGGCAGGUGUUGGAAUUGGCUUCAGUGCACAAGCUUCUUCUGAUGUACGAACCAUGAUCACAGCCACACUCAAAUUCAUGACAGCAGCCAAUACGACCAUUAUGGGAAUUGCCAAUAUUGGGGACGCCAUUACAUCUAAAUUCUCUCAAGUUCCUGAUAAGCUCACUCCAUUGUUGGAUCAAGCCAUACAACAGACGGCACCUCUCGAUACCAUUUCAUCAAUGAUUGCACAAACACAUCAGCAAUUCAGUCAGUUCAAUUCCAUCACUGUUCCAGAUAUUUCCUUACGAAUUUCGAAUAUUAACUCAAACCUUACAGUGUUGCAGUCUCAAUUCAACGGUCUUCCAACACUCUCUGAAGUGCCAGACAUUUCCCCUGCCGUACAGACAUGUUUAUCAAAUCUUGCCACUGCGAAUACCACUGUUGCCAAUGCCAAGUCUACCGUUAUUAGUAGCAUUCAAAGUGUGAAGAGUAUCAUCAACUCGACACUGGUCGAUAAUUUGACACCUAUUGUUGGACCCACUUUUGCUGGAGUGAAAACUCAAAUCACCUCCAUUCAAUCUCAAAUAUCUCCCUAUUUGAAUGACAUCAUUAUUGGACAAGCAACGCAAUACACCUCAAUUGCAGAGAAUGUGCGAAUUGCGUUGAGUGUUGUCUUCUUUGCAUGGUGUUGCUUCAUUUACGUGUUUGUCUUCUUGGGUCUCAUUUUCAGAAAGUCUUGUUGCAUUCAGACUACAAGUUGGUUGGCUUUCAUCACUGCUUGGGUAUUCUACCUUUUUGCAGUGAUUCAAAUACCAUUGUAUUUGAUCAUUACAGAUGCAUGCGUCAAGGGACCAACAACACUGGGCAUGCUUGGUGAUGGAUUAUUGGGCCAACUCAAUGCAGGUAGUGGCUUCAAACUCCAAAAUGUCUCACUCAUGAUUAAAGGCAUUGCCUCCUGCUCAACCAAUGACUCGCUCGUGAGUGUUCUCCUUGGAAAUGAUUAUCUCAAAGGCUUAGGAAUUGAUAGUACUCUCUCGGGUGUCACUGGCAGCUUCGCCAACUCCAUCUCAUCAAUGAAUAUCAGCUCAUAUACGAGUUCAGUGGACUCUGUGAUUGCAAGUGCCAACACAGGAUCCAUCAAGACCGACCACACCUCUGAUCUUGCAAGUGUUCGAUCCAAAUUACUUGGUGCCACUACAUCUCUGAGCAGUUUGGAUGGAUUUCAAGGUUUCAAUUAUUCGACCUAUAAUCAAGCAUUGACUGAUUUCAACACAUUCACACAGCAGCAAACUGGUCGUACCUACACUUAUGAAAAUUUUGAGACCUUUGAUCCAUCGACCUUGUCAUCACCAUAUAACACUCAAGGUCAAAAUCUCAAAAAUGCUUUGACCACUCAAAAGAAUAAGUAUGCAUCAGCCUUGGCAGAUGUCACCAAGUUCAACAAUUCUGUGAGAGCAAUUACUAAUAAUUUGGAUGGAUUGCAACAAGAUUUUUCAUUGGCUAGCAAUGGCAUUGUACAGUCUUUAACAACACUCGCCCAAAAUGUAGCCACACAAAUUCAAACCAUGACGUCAAACAUCCAGACCUAUAUCAAUAAUUUCCCCAAUACUUCUCUCACGUUCAUCAUGAAUCUUGCCAGCCAGUUGAUUAAUGAUUUUGCGGUCGAAUUUGUUCCUUGUGGUUUUCUUGGCUCCUUCAUUUCCACUGUGGACAGGAGCGUUUGUAAAGGAUUGAAUUUCCAAUUAGUAGUGACAGGUGCUGUUUGCUUUGCUAUUGGUGUUUUGAUGCAUAUUGGAGGAUUCAUCACAAUCGUGUUGACCAAGAGAAUUAGAUAUCAAGGAUCAAAGAGAAUUAAUCCAACUGUUCAAGAUUAA
Molecule: messenger RNA, 2241 nt
Organism: Naegleria fowleri
Lineage: Eukaryota; Heterolobosea; Eutetramitea; Acrasida; Naegleriidae
Exons: 1
Coding region: 1-2241 (746 amino acids)
Source: RefSeq, a predicted model, not a curated record